CCUACCGAGUAGGACGUUCAAGCAUGGAGUUAUGGCUAUCCAGUGCCUUUAAAAGCCUCAUCGAAAAGGAGGACUUUGUGGACUGCCGUGUAAUCGUGGAGUCGCAGGCCUUCCCGUGCCACAAGGUGAUGUUGGCCGCCGCCUCGGACUUCUUCAAGCGCGGAUUCAAGGAAACUGCGACUGGGGAAGUACAUCUGGAGAACGUGUCGGCAGAUACUUUCAAGAAAUUUCGAACCUAUAUCUAUACCUACAACAAGGACACACUCGCUGGCUGCAACAACAAGUCGAUCGUAAAGCUGAUGGAGUGUGCCCACAUGUGGAUGAUUCCAUCGCUAAGGAAGGCCUGCGAGGAGAUCGCCGUGUCGAGAAUUAACCAGAUGGUCCUCUCCGACCUACUGAUCUACUUUGACAGUGCGUUUAAGUCCGGUAAUGAGUAUAUGAUCACGCACACCUCACAGGCCCUGAGAAAUUGGUGCAGCUCGCAGAUUAUAACCGACGAGGUUUAUCAACUGGAAUCGAAUACCUUCAGAGAAGUCGUAACCCGUAUAAAGGGCUCUAUAAGCGAAAGAGUUCUUUUCGAUCUGGUGGAGAAGUACGUUAUAAUGCAAAACCAUUUUAUCGCUAUCAAGGACAAAAGUAGCGAAAUAGAAGUGGUGGACCUUACGGAAACUUGUAGCUCCGAGUCCUUGCCAAAAAAGGAUAUCAAUGAGGAGUAUGUGAAGAGUCUUAUUAGUCUAAUAACCUUUACGGAUAUGACAUAUAGUGAAUUCAUUGAGGGCCCCGGAAAGUCCGAUCUGAUCCUUAUAAAUGAUAAAUAUCAAUUCAUAUGCAAAAUUGCUAAUCCUAAUUCAAGUUAGAAUUGGUAGUUAAGGCGAAUAUCUUUUACUUAGGCCACAAUAAUGAACUCGUAAUAAAAUUGCAAAUCGAUUGUCAUCCAAACCUCGACAUUUUUAAAUUGUGAAA
Drosophila elegans is the source of this 963-nucleotide messenger RNA. Its product is annotated as kelch repeat and BTB domain-containing protein 2-like. The record is from RefSeq and is a predicted model, not a curated record. The transcript is spliced from 2 exons. Gene Ontology annotation, cellular component: cytoplasm. Gene Ontology annotation, biological process: regulation of proteolysis; proteasome-mediated ubiquitin-dependent protein catabolic process. Bases 24 to 857 code for a protein of 277 amino acids. Lineage: Eukaryota; Metazoa; Arthropoda; Insecta; Diptera; Drosophilidae. Gene Ontology annotation, molecular function: ubiquitin protein ligase binding.